Messenger RNA from Megalopta genalis, 4806 nucleotides. It is a transcript of the gene sws, whose product is annotated as patatin like phospholipase domain containing sws. Gene Ontology annotation, biological process: phosphatidylcholine metabolic process. Lineage: Eukaryota; Metazoa; Arthropoda; Insecta; Hymenoptera; Halictidae. Gene Ontology annotation, cellular component: endoplasmic reticulum. The record is from RefSeq and is a predicted model, not a curated record. Gene Ontology annotation, molecular function: phosphatidylcholine lysophospholipase A1 activity.
CACCUUUUCCGUGGCUCGUAUAUCGAUUAUUAUACCACGUUCUCCUUCAUUUUGAAUUUUAUACGAGUUGUGAAUGACAAGAUCGCUUUAUCGUGAUUUAAACAGUCCGAUUUCAUUGUAACAUAAUUGAAUAGUGUACAUGAGAGCAAGAGAAUGUACUGGAAAUAUUUUUCACUUUCGGGAAAUGUAUUUCGAAACUCUUGUGUACAGUCUGUACAUGUAAGCUAAAACGGAGCAAUUGAUUCGUGCGUUGUUAUAACUUACAAUUUACAACGUACAUAUAAGUGUGACUAAAAUGGCGCUGGGUGACUCAAGCAAAGUAUCAAAGGUCAUUAAUUGAAUGUAGAUUACUUAUUUCUUAGAUCGAGCCGUGCAUAUUACUGCGACUCAUCUGUCGCGAAUUUUCUUCAUUCUUUACUUAUGAAGUCGUGACAUGCCAUUCGUUCACGAUUUCCCUACAAGUUGAUGGAAGAAAUGAAUACCCACUAUGGAGGUAGUGGAAUUAUUUAAUGAAAAUGUAGGGUCGUACAUUUUCUCAAGAUGGAUUGGCAGACUGAUCGAGGAAUAUCAGAUAUCGAAAACCUUCUUUAUCGUUUUAACAUUCAUACUCUUGAUUUUAUUGGUCGUAUCAAUAAUCAUUCUGCGAAAAUGGAAGAACAAAGAAUUCCUCCCAGAAGUGAAAGAUUUUGUUGGUGUAGGCACAAGCAAACCCAGAUUCAGAAAAAGAGACAAAGUUCUCUUCUAUGGAAGAAAAAUGUUAAGAAAAGUCAAAUCCAUUGGUGGACAAGUACAUGCGACUGGACAAGGGAAAAAACGAAAGGCUGUCAUGCGAUUUGCACGCAGACUGUUACAAUUGAAGAAAGAUUCAGUCCCGCAACAAUUAAAAGUUUUAGAACCACCUGCUGAAUAUUUAGAAGAAGAUCUAGGUCCUGGAGAUAGAGUACCGCCAGAUGCUUUAUACAUGUUGCAAAGCAUCAGGGUAUUCGGCCAUUUUGAGAAGCCAGUAUUUCUGAAAUUAUGCAAACACACGGAAAUCAUGAAUUUACCAGCUGGAAGCAUUUUAUUUAAAAUCGGAGAUCCGGAUGAAAAUUUAUUUAUAGUACAACAAGGCUUAGUUAAUGUUUAUAUUACAGGACCAGAUGGUUCUCAGAUAUCAUUAAAGUUAGUAAAGACAGGAGAAUCAGUAACUAGUCUUCUUAGUUUCACGGAUGUACUUACUGGUCACACAAGUACCUAUAAAACAGUAUCUGCCAGAACUGUGGAGGAUUCUAUAGUAGUCAAGUUACCAAUGUGUGCAUUCCAAGAGGUUUUCAAAGAUCAUCCUGAUACAUUUGUUCGAGUUAUCCAGGUCAUUAUGGUUCGCCUACAAAGAGUCACCUUUACUGCACUACAUCAAUAUCUCGGCUUAUCCGCGGAAUUGGUUAAUCAGGGGACUCAUAAAAAGAAACAGAGCCCAUUUUCUGGGUCCCCAGUUAGAUCAAGAACCAAAGAAAAUUUCUCUGCACAAAACACGGAAACGCUGUCCUCUACAGCUGCGACUGCUUUGUCGGAACAACACGAUGGAAACGACAUGUUAUAUCGUGACAUUAGUACUCUAAAUAAUCCUCAAUCUGUACCCAUUGUCAUAAAUCCACGGCCAAGAAGUAAUCAUGAUUGGAAAAAUCAAACUUUGAGUCCGCAAUCGGAUCAAAACGUAGCGGAUAUGGUGCCAGAAUGUGAUUCUCAUUGGUCAAAUUCGCCUAUAACACCGCAACAGGGAUCCCAGCAUGGAUCACAGCCAGAUGUUGUACACACAGGAAAUUCUCAUCGGACGAAAAAAAGAUCUACCAUCGUUGAACCAAUUCAGCAGCAAUUAGAUGAAGCACAUCUCGUACAAAUAGCUACAGAAGCAUUUGUUAGAGAACUUGGUUUAGAAGAUGAUACAGUACUAAAGGAUGGCAAGGUUCAAAUUAGGGAAGUACCAGCUGGAACAUAUUUGAUGAAGGAAGAAUCUCACAAGGACGUUGCUCUUGUCUAUGUUGUAUCUGGCUCGCUGACGGUAAGCCAGCGCGUUUCAGAAGGCAGAGAUGUAGGGCAGGAAGUUCACAUGUUUAGUGCCCACCAGGGUGAAAUCGUUGGAGGAUUGGCUGUAUUGACUGGAGAACCCUCUUUUUAUACCAUCAGGGCUAAACAUCCUAGUCGCAUAGCACUUCUUAGUAAACCAACAUUUUUUUCAAUUAUGAGAGAACAGCCUACUGUCGUUUUACACGUAGCACAUUCUGUCGUCCGUAGACUUAGUCCCUUUGUCAGACAAGUCGAUUUUGCUCUUGACUGGCUAUUCCUUGAAAGCGGAAGAGCUGUGUAUAGGCAAGGGGACGAGUCGGAUUCGACAUUCAUUGUAUUAAGUGGUCGACUUCGGUCAGUGAUAACGUACAAUAACGGAAAGAAGGAACUAGUCGCGGAAUACGGUAAAGGAGACUUGGUAGGCAUUGUAGAAAUGGUUACACAAACCCCAAGAUCGACCACAGUGAUGGCGGUUCGAGACUCUGAGUUAGCAAAAUUACCGGAAGGAUUGUUCAAUGUUAUUAAACUUCGUUUCCCAAUAGUAGUUACAAGGCUUAUUAACCUACUUGGACAUCGUAUACUUGGCACCUGGCAACAACCACAUGCGAAAAACAUCAAUAUUGAUAAGCAACGGGCGGCUGCAACUGUAGAUACAAGGCCGGCUCAAGUAAAUUUUUCGACAGUUGCUAUAGUUUCAGUAUCAGACGAUGUACCAUUGACAGCGUUUACCUAUGAACUUUAUCAUUCUCUGUGCGCUAUUGGACCAUGUUUGCGCCUCACUUCGGAUGUUGUCCGAAAAACUCUGGGCAGUACUAUCAUGGAACCUGCAAAUGAGUAUCGAUUAACAUCAUGGUUGGCACAACAAGAAGAUCAACACCGAAUCUCACUGUAUCAAUGCGACCCAACGUAUACAUUGUGGACUCAGCGCUGUGUGCGGCAAGCCGAUUGUAUUCUUAUUGUUGGUUUAGGAGACAGACCACCAUCUAUAGGUCGAACCGAACGGGAAAUUGAACGUUUGGUAAUGAGAACCCAAAAGGAGUUAGUACUGUUGCACAAAGAAGGCGGACAACGGCCUAUGAAUACAGUGCAAUGGUUGAAUAUGAGAUCCUGGAUUUCUAGUCAUCAUCAUAUUCAGUGUCCCAAGAGAAUGUUCACGAGGAGAUCACAGUAUAGGAUUAAUGAAUUGUAUUCUAAAGUUCUUAUGUCAGAACCAAACGUACACAGUGAUUUUAGCAGACUUGCUCGCUGGUUGACUGGAACCUCGGUGGGUCUUGUACUUGGAGGUGGUGGUGCUAGAGGUGCAGCCCAUGUGGGAAUGUUAAAAGCUAUCAUUGAAGCUGGAAUACCUAUAGAUAUGGUUGGCGGAGUUAGCAUCGGAGCAUUCAUGGGUGCAUUAUGGUGCAUGGAGAAAAAUAUUACGACGACGACCCAAAAAGCUCGCGAAUGGUCUAAGAAAAUGACGCAAUGGUGGAGGCAGAUAAUGGAUUUGACAUACCCAGUGACAUCCAUGUUCUCUGGGAAAGAUUUUAAUAAGACAAUCCAAGGAACGUUCGGUGAUACGUACAUAGAAGAUUUGUGGUUACCAUAUUUUACAAUAACCACAGACAUCACUGACUCUUGUAUGCGUACUCACACACACGGAUCGCUGUGGCGGUACAUUCGGGCUUCGAUGUCCUUGUCUGGUUAUAUGCCACCCAUGUGUGACCCAGUUGAUGGCCAUCUCCUACUCGACGGCGGGUACGUCAAUAAUCUUCCAGCUGACGAAAUGUUGAGGCAAGGAGCUCAUCACAUUCUGGCUAUCGAUGUUGGAUCACAGGAUGAUACCGAUUUGACGAAUUACGGUGAUUCUCUGUCCGGUUGGUGGUUACUUUGGAAACGAUGGAAUCCUUUCGCGACACCCGUCAAAGUACCAAAUUUACCAGACAUACAAUCAAGAUUAGCGUAUGUGAGUUGCGUACGACAGUUGGAAGAGGUAAAGAACUCGGAUUACUGCGAAUACAUCAGGCCACCAAUAGAUAAAUAUAAAACUCUUCAAUUUACUAAUUUCGAUGAAAUUAAGGAUGUCGGAUAUCAACACGGAAAAACUUAUUUCGAAGGGCAAUCGAAAGCCGGAGUUCUUCCUCGGUUUAACGCUGACAGAGAGAAUGCACGCGCUUUACGAGCUAAACAUCAAGCGUCAAAUCAACAAUCUAUACCUUCGUACACUUUCACAGAUUUGGCUCAAAUGGUGUGCAAAGUCUCCCGAGGAAGUCGAUACAUGGAUAUUGAUUCUGAUACAGAUGAGAUGGAAGAGUACGAAGCAGAUUUAGAAGAAGAUGCACAAGAAGUAGGUUACGCGUCUGAACCCACUGCCGGUAUUCUAGAUCAGAGUCCCGAUGAAAAUCUACGACGAAGAACUGGCAUCUCCUUAAGUUUGUCAGAUACGGAGGCCGAGUCGGAAUUAGAUUAUCAUCCGAAAAUAUUUUAAGCAUUUGUCUCUCACUCUUGUUUUAAUCUCCAUACACGUUCUGCAUCGUGUGUGAUGCAAAAACGUGCGUAACACUCACUGGUCAUAUGUACAAAAUAUAACAACAUUACAAUCAUACAUAGUUGUACAUGGAACGUAUUUAUAUGAAAGUACAAAAAAUAUUAUUAAGAAAAAAUAUUAAUGAGUAUCUUGCUAUUAUGAUGGUAGCAAUGCAAUCUUUCAUUAAUAUAUCACUAUGAAUUGAUGCAGCUAUUGUUCUUAUCAUUACUAAAUAUAUUAUUCUAUUGUUUAUAAAA